Bactrocera oleae (olive fruit fly) is the source of this 696-nucleotide messenger RNA. NCBI's taxonomy places the organism in Eukaryota, Metazoa, Arthropoda, Insecta, Diptera, Tephritidae. The record is from RefSeq and is a predicted model, not a curated record.
AUGCGUAAUUCCACUAUAAAUUUCCUUGGUGUUAUUGGUGGCUCAUGCGGUGAGUUUAUAACUGAUAUUAUACUCCAAAAUGAUCAAUGUGAUUCAUUUUGCAAAUUUUCAAAUGUAAUGUGUCACUCUUACGACAAGUCGAAGCUAGUCUUCAAAGCCUGCUUUUUGAAGGCGGUGCGUGGUGAGGACGGUUACAUGAACGUGCAUGCGCAUCUCAAGGAGGCGGCUCGGGAAGCGAAUAUUUCCAUUCGCCUGCUAAAACGUGCCAACGGUUGGAAACCUUUCCUUUAUAAAGUCUUCUUUGACGGUUGUAAAUUUAUGAAAAAUCCGCGAGCGAAUCCUGUAGCCGAAUUCUUCUAUAACCUAAUUAAGGAGUACAGUAAUAUUAACCACACCUGUCCGUAUGAUCACGAUUUAAUAUUGGAUCAUUUUCAUCUCAACAGCGAUUUAGUGAAAUUGCCAUUCCCUAUUGGUGAGUAUGCCGUAGAUACAACUUGGUAUGUUAACGGUCAAUUGUGGGCUCGCGUAAAUGGUUCCUGCGUUGGUGCGGUCGAUAUGUAAUAAAUUAAUUAAGACUAUUUGGAGAAAUAUUUUUAUGGUUGAAAACAAAGUUUAAAUUAUGGUAUGGAGUGGUUUGCAACUCGCUCGUAUUUAUGUUUGAAGAAAUUAAGGUGCGUAAUUCCUUAAAAAUAAAAC